UUUCUAUAAGAAACAAUUACUUAUUAUCUCAAAAACAUCAAUUUGUUACUUAAGUUACCAUUCCAAGUCUCUAAAGUAUGUCAAACAAAAAAAUAAUUUAAGUUUCUAAACAGACCUUAAUAUUUUUAGACUAUCAUAAAAGAAUUGAAAAGGGAAAAUCAUGCUAUUAGUAAUUUUGCUUUCUUUUGUUUUGGUGUGUAACGUUGCUGGUGAUGCUGGACAAGACUCAAACUCUUCAGGACUUUUUCAGUGGGAACCAAUUAGUAACAAAGUAUGUUUCCAUGCAAAAGGAGAUCUUCCUGGUAUAAUAUAUAUGCAUAAGACUGGGUUUAUUGUUGCAAUCAAACUAGUAUAUCGCAGUGGUGCAAUGAAAUGCGUUGCAACAGACACUGGAAGCAAUUGGGGAUGCGAUGACAACACAAAGAUUAAUGUUGUUGUUGCAGAUAGUAAAAAAGAAAUACUUUUUCCAUCAAAGCAACAAGUAACAUUUGCUGCUGGAAACUGGUACACUUUACCAGGCACAAUGAGCGUUGAUGAAGAACUAGUUCUAAAUGAUUUUUGUUCACCAGCUUACGUUAGCAAUGGAGAUCAUUUAUUUAUUUGGUGGGGAGAAGACCAUAACAACUACUCUGAAGGUGAUAAUUCUGGGCAUGUAUGCGUAAAAGUUUAUGCAUUAUUUCAAGAAGCACAACGUUGAAAAUGUUUAUUAUGUACACAAUAAAAAUAUGUAAUAAAUUUUGAUUUUCCUAA
Hydra vulgaris (swiftwater hydra) is the source of this 750-nucleotide messenger RNA. RefSeq lists its product as uncharacterized. Lineage: Eukaryota; Metazoa; Cnidaria; Hydrozoa; Anthoathecata; Hydridae. The record is from RefSeq and is a predicted model, not a curated record.